AUGACCGUCCACUACCUGAGCGGCAAAGACUCGGAUCUUUUCAAACCACUGACGAUCUCCAAUGGAAACAUCACCCUCGAACAUCGUGUCGUCCAUGCGCCUCUGACCCGCAACCGCGGAGAGCCAUUGAAUCCCACCAACACCCCGGACCACCCCAAUCGUAUUUGGAUACCCGGCGAUGCAAUUGUGGAGUAUUAUUCCCAGCGCGCUACCAAAGGUGGUCUGAUAAUCUCGGAAGGGAUCCCCCCAUCGCUCGAGAGCAAUGGGAUGCCCGGUGUACCCGGCCUUUUCAACUCCGAACAAGCCGCGGGCUGGAAGCGAGUCGUGGAUGCCGUUCAUGCGAAGGGGGGCAUUAUCUUUUGCCAGCUGUGGCACGCCGGCCGGGCCACGAUCCCUCAGAUGACUGGGUCGCCCGCAGUCUGCCCGUCGGCCUCUGUGUGGGAUUCGCCGACGGAAUGUUAUUCGCAUCCGCCCGUCGGCUCCACCCAGCCCGUGCCCUACGCCAAUCACCCGCCCAUCGCAAUGACUGUGGAACACAUCAAACAGACUAUCGAAGAUUAUUGCCUUGCCGCUAAGACUGCUAUGGAUAUUGGCUUCGAUGGCGUCGAGAUCCACGGCGGAAAUGGUUAUCUUCCGGAGCAGUUCUUGAGCUCGAACAUCAACAAGCGCGGGGAUGCUUACGGCGGUACCCCGGAGAAGCGCUGUCAGUUUGUGUUUGAGUUGAUGGAGCAGGUGGCCAAGACCAUUGGCGAGCAGAAUCUGGCUAUUAGACUGUCGCCGUUUGGAAUGUUCAAUCAAGCACGCGGAGAACAGCGUGUUGAGACUUGGACUCACCUAUGCGAGGGUCUGAAGAAGACCCUCCCGUCGCUGUCGUAUGUCAGCUUUAUUGAGCCGCGUUUUGAACAAAUCUUCGGGGCCGAAGAGAAGGAUAAGUUCCUCAAAAGCUGGGGCCUGCUGGGCGUGACCCUGGAUCGUUUCCGCCAGAUCUUUGGCUCCACUCCGUUCUUCUCCGCCGGUGGAUGGGAUGAUCAAAACUCCUGGGGAGUAGUGGAAUCGGGUAAAUACGAUGCGUUGUUGUAUGGUCGAUACUUUACCAGCAACCCAGAUCUGGUGUACAGACUGAAGGAAAAGCUCCCCAUGGCUCCAUAUGACCGAACUCGGUUCUAUGGACCAUUUGAGGACAAUACCUUCCAUUACACGGAUUACCCUACUGUGGAUCAACAUUAA
Penicillium roqueforti is the source of this 1227-nucleotide messenger RNA. Its product is annotated as alkene reductase. The transcript is spliced from 3 exons. The record is from RefSeq and is a predicted model, not a curated record. Lineage: Eukaryota; Fungi; Ascomycota; Eurotiomycetes; Eurotiales; Aspergillaceae. Bases 1 to 1227 code for a protein of 408 amino acids. Gene Ontology annotation, molecular function: oxidoreductase activity; FMN binding.